Messenger RNA from Melanotaenia boesemani (Boeseman's rainbowfish), 2163 nucleotides. RefSeq names its product tubulin polyglutamylase complex subunit 2 (gene tpgs2). Bases 59 to 943 code for a protein of 294 amino acids. Lineage: Eukaryota; Metazoa; Chordata; Actinopteri; Atheriniformes; Melanotaeniidae. The transcript has 7 exons. The record is from RefSeq and is a predicted model, not a curated record. Gene Ontology annotation, biological process: protein polyglutamylation.
GUUAUCAUUAGUGGAUGCUUGUAAGAUUUUAGAAAAAUUUGUAGUCGUAGUCCUUCAAAUGGAAGAGACAAAAGAGAGCUUUGUGUACAAGGGUGUUGCUGAAAGACUGACACUUGGCAUUACUCGAAUACUCGAUAAUAUGCCAGGGGUGGUGGAUGUGCGUUUCGCAGAAAGGGAGCCUGCAGAAAAGAGGAGCUUGCUGUCAUGGGAGCAGAAAAACACGUGUAUUUUACCAGAGGAUCUACGAGAUUUUUAUCUGACGACUGAUGGAUUCACAUUAACCUGGAGCGUUAAACUAGAUAAUGAGUGUGUGCCCUUAGGAUGCAUGAUGAUUAACAGUGUGGCUAGGUUGUGCCCACUGCUCCAACCAGUAUCACUAUUCUCUCUUCCCAAUGCACCCUCUCUGGUUGACCUGGACUGGGAGGAGAGUAGCACAGGAGGAAGUGGACUGCAGCAUGCACCCGCUGCACCUCAUUUUGAUGCCCGGAGUCGCAUCUUUGAGCUGGAUUCUUGUGGUGGGAAUGGAAAAGUAUGCCUGGUCUACAAAAACUGCACUCCAGGGGUGGUAGCCCAGCAGAGUGAGCUCUGGUUCCUGGAUCGUUCACUCUGCUGGCAUUUUUUGACAACAACUUUUACCUCCUACUACCGGCUGAUGAUAAUACACCUGGGUUUGCCUGAGUGGCAGUAUUCCUUCACCCCAUAUGGCCCAAGCCCCCAGGCUAAGCAAUGGGCAUCACUUUAUCAGCCCCUGACCUUCAGCUGUGAGCUCAUUCUGGCCGAUCCUACUGGAGAUUCCUUUAUUAACAAGCUGGAUCCUACCAAGGCCUUUAAAGGUAAAACCAAGGUAUCACCCCCUAAGAAGAAGCAGUCGACACAGUGCACCUCAGGGGGCACUGCCAAGGGCCAAGGCAACACAGGAAAACAAAGUGGAGCAAAGCGGUGAAAGAGUUCCCAUCCAAGACAGACAUUUCAUGCUGCCUGACUACGUGUGUUACCAACAUGGCUUAGAAGACCAGUCUGCAGCUCUUUACUAGCAAUUCUGUAACGUGUAACGUGAGCGCAUGUUUGAAGAGAUGCCUAGCCAGGUGAUUUUCUGGGUCAACAGACACUCAAGUUGGUAUGUACCUGAUAAUGAAUGUGGAACAUUUAGAGAUUUAGAAAAGCCUUCAUUAUGUUUCCCUUCUUGAUCACAGUUCUUCCCUAACAUGGUUUAGCUGACUGAAAAAGGUCAGUUGAUUAGCUUGUCACACAUUUAGAAAGACAUGGAUAUCCUUUUUCUUUUACUGCUAAGUAUUAGUGAUGGAGAAAUUAUUUGUUGCAUUAGCAACUGGUUUUCUCACAACAUUUUUAGCACUCAAACUGAUUUAGUCAGUGUUCACCAUUGACAACACUGCAGUUACCAAUAAUGACACUGUCAGUUUCUAACUGCUUUUAUUAUCACUUGCAUUGAUGUGCUGCUUAUUUUUGAUUGAUUAGUCUAUAGUAGUGUACAAAAAAUAUAAGAUUCUCAAGAAAGUUUUUAACUGGGUAACGCAUUUCCCCUUUUUUAAUCACUUGUGUCCAAGUGAUUAAAACUCCAAGUAAAAACAUCAGGUAGAUAGAAGAUAAUGGUGUGAAACAUGGAUCCCCAGUUCCAAACUUUCAAAACUACGGUCCUAUAGGUUUUAGAUGUUUCCCAGCUGCAUUGACAGCCUCGUGAAGAACUUGACAACAAGCAGUUGGAGAACCAUUUGAAUCAGAUGUGUUGCAUCAGGGAGCCUCUGAAACCUGCAGGACAUUGCCCUUUGAGGUCCAGGACUGGUGAUCCCUGGCGUGUAGGUUUCAGCCAGUAUGAGUGGACAGUAUUAACUCCGGUGUCAAACAGAAAAAAACAGUGAUCAUGUGAUUGGAUAGAACAAAAGCGCCAAUAGAAACUGCUGUAUGUAGUCAAUAGAUGCCUUCCAGCUUUUGUAUGAGACAUUGUUUUAUCAAAGUGAGUAUUAAAUCAAGUUGCACUGUAACCAUUAUAUAACUGCAGGACCUUUUAUGUUAAAAAUGUGUUUAGGACUUCGGCUCCUUGGUAUUCAUUAUUCAUGCACAAAUGUGAGGGGGCGAUAUUCCAGCAUUGUUAUCCAUCUUUAUCCAAGUGCAGCUCUUAUCAUUAAUAAAAAUAUACCGCUUAAA